CACACAUGAAAAUUCACUUAAGGGGGAGAAAAAAAACCCUCCCAGGUGCAGUCGUGUUUCUGAAGGCAAGGAGGUGAAACCAUUCCACAGGCCAGUUUCCACUUGGAAAGUCGGGGUUUCCGCCCAUUCUUAUAUUUGUGCAAAUGCUUUUGCACAGUUGCUGCCUUUAAGGAGAUCUGGAAAGAGUGAGUGGGUACAACAUGGCAUCCCAGCAUUUCUAUUUGAGGGUAAUGGGGUUGGCUGUACUGCUGACAUUAUUAGCUCUUAGAGUAUCCAGCGACGGCCACUUACACAAGAUCUUGAAGCGAGAUGUGGCAGGAACUGGUACUGCAGCAUCACGGUCCUCAGUUGCAGUUCCUUCUUCCAAAGCCAAAGAGUUCCUGGCAAAACUGAGCAGAACCAAGAGGAACCUUUGGGAUCGCAGCAGACCGGACGUACAGCAGUGGAUCAUGCAGUUUAUGUACAUGGGAUAUGAUGAGCAGAGGCUGGAGGCCGACAUGGCGUACUGGAGGGACCACGCGCGUGCCAACGACCCCGGCCGUCAGCACCACUACGAUGAAAACGCUCCCAUUGCCCCGCGAGAUCCUUCUUCUUACAGACACGGCGCUAAUGUUAACUACGACUACUAUUAACCACAGACACACACACAUCUGGGUGCAUAUCAGUCCCAUCAGAGUGAGGUACAUUAAGCAGCAUUCAUUCCCAGGAGACAUACCCUUACUCCAACUUUAAAUUAGGUGUACUAAAAGGAAUCAUUUGCAUUAUGAGCAGAUUCAUGCACUCACUGCAUUGAGAAUACAAGCACCAAAGGUUUUGGAUCUUUCAGUUAGUCGCCUUCUAUCUCUUUAGUCUCACACCUGUUCAAGUACUUCACAGGUAUUCUGUCUUGUGUAGUGUAGCCCCUUGAAAAUCGUCCUUUGAUCCCCUUCUUUAUAUAUUUCUCAUGAUAAUUUUCUCUCUUUCUACGUACUAAUUCUAAAAUAAUUUUUAUUCAUAGACAUCCACCUGCCUGACAACUACAGCUGGUUUCCUCUCUGCCUUUACCUGUAAAUAAAGACGUAGCUCUGUA
Molecule: messenger RNA, 1069 nt
Organism: Haplochromis burtoni (Burton's mouthbrooder)
Lineage: Eukaryota; Metazoa; Chordata; Actinopteri; Cichliformes; Cichlidae
Gene: ecrg4a
Product: ECRG4 augurin precursor a
Exons: 4
Coding region: 201-632 (143 amino acids)
Biological process (GO): anaphase-promoting complex-dependent catabolic process; central nervous system development; regulation of cell population proliferation
Source: RefSeq, a predicted model, not a curated record